Pocillopora damicornis (cauliflower coral) is the source of this 1835-nucleotide messenger RNA. RefSeq names its product synaptic vesicle 2-related protein. Gene Ontology annotation, biological process: transmembrane transport. Gene Ontology annotation, cellular component: membrane. The record is from RefSeq and is a predicted model, not a curated record. Gene Ontology annotation, molecular function: transmembrane transporter activity. NCBI's taxonomy places the organism in Eukaryota, Metazoa, Cnidaria, Anthozoa, Scleractinia, Pocilloporidae.
AGAAUCGUAAAACCUGGGCUUGAGAUCUGAUUAUUACCAAGAACAAAAACUGAAAAAACAAGACUUCCUUCAUUGCAGUUUUAAAAGCUAUUCUACUCCCGACGAUUCUCAGUGGUUGAACUCGUGAUGUAGGUUGGACAGGUUGUGGACUGAGUUGUGAAAAUCAAAUUAUAUCGCCGUUGUUUUCAUGGAAACUGAGGAAGAUAAAUUAGCCCUCACAGCCGAAGACGGCGAUCCAGAUGAGGAUUUAUCCAAAGAUUCUAAACAAGGAGGUAAACUGACCUACACAGUGGAAGAGGCGAUUGACAAGCUUGGCUAUGGACCUUUUCAAGUAAAACUUAUGUUUGUGAUUGGAUUGGCUUGGAUGGCGGACUCUAUGGAAGUGACAAUCCUGGCGAUUGUAUGUCCCGCUAUAAGAUGUGACUGGAAUUUAGCUACUUGGCAAGAAGCUACCAUUACUACGGAAGUCCUUGCUUGUACUAUCGUCGUUUUUGCUGGCGGACUCCUGAGUACGUUUGCGUCGAACUACUUUUGGAUCAUGGCGUUCAGUACCGUAGUUGGACUGGGUAUGGGGGGCGUGGCACAAUGUAUGAAUCUUUGGGCAGAGUUUCUUCCAAGCAAGCGAAGAGGAGUUCUGCUAAACGCCUUAUCGUUAUCCUGGUCCCUUGGAUCUUGUUUGGAAAUUCUCGUCGCGCUUGUAGUGAUGCCCACCCUAGGCUGGAGAUGGCUGUUUUUUAUCUCAUGUCUACCUUUGCUUCUUUUCAUAUGCUGUAGUACGCUCGUCCCAGAAUCUCCUCGAUUCUAUAUGGCUGCAGGCAAGCCAGAAAAAGCUUUGUGCAUUUUGCAAAAGAUUGCUAAAGAAAAUAAUAAGGAGUUGCCUCCGGGAGAACUAAUCGCCACAGAACAACACGAGGUUGCACGAGGAAGGAUAAUAGAUCUAUUUUCUCCUGCAUUUCGAAGAUCUACUAUUUUGUUGUGGAUUAUCUGGAUUAGUGUUUAUAUUUUUCAUGGUGGACAAAAUAGGUAGGAAAAUGGUUCAAUUCGUGGCUUUCUUGGGGAGUGCAAUUUUUCUAGCAGCCUUGUUCAUUUGCACAAGAAGUCGUUCAUCGACAACGCUAUUUUUGUACGCCUCCCGAAUGUUCAUCAGCAUUGCUGACAUGUGCGGCUAUGUAUACACACCGGAGGUGUAUCCCACGAGCAUGCGCGGUAUCGGAUUGGGCGCAUGCUCAGGUGCGGCGAGGAUCGGCUGUAUGAUAACUCCAUUUGUUGCCAUGGUUCUAAUGCCACACUCCAUUCUACUAUCACUCAGUUUCUACAGCGGUUUUUCUGUUCUGGGCGUAGUCACUGUGCUUCUUCUACCAAUCGAGACCAAGGGACGGGCUUUACAGGAUUCUUGACAAGAAUAUAUUUGGCUAAUGUAGCAAGAAAAGGAAGUGACAACUUAGCUUAACAUUAGGUGUCAAUAGGUGUACUGUUUCAAUGUCAACAAUUCUGCGCAAGAUUCAGUUUGCAACCGUGGCACUUAUUCAACAAAUCAUGAGACAAUAACAUCUGCUAUGAAUGAAGGACAUUACAUCGUGAUACGCUGGUAGCUUUUUUGCUGUUUCUUCUCAAUUGAAAAGAAAAGAAAAGUGUACGCUAUUUGUACAUACGAUAGAAACAGAGCUGUGUUGAUAUCGAGUUCGAUAAAGUACAAAGUCGCUCUUUUAUCUCAUGUUUUGUUGACCAACCAUGCAUCUCAUUGUAAUAUGGUGUUUCAAGGUGAAAAAGGUAAAAUCUGUAUUUUCUCAUCAAAAUUCCAAAUUUUUUUGCACGAUGUAAAGUUGGCUGAUAUC